Molecule: messenger RNA, 2256 nt
Organism: Thalassophryne amazonica
Lineage: Eukaryota; Metazoa; Chordata; Actinopteri; Batrachoidiformes; Batrachoididae
Product: serine/threonine-protein phosphatase 2A 56 kDa regulatory subunit gamma isoform-like
Exons: 23
Coding region: 122-2179 (685 amino acids)
Biological process (GO): intracellular signal transduction
Cellular component (GO): protein phosphatase type 2A complex
Molecular function (GO): protein phosphatase regulator activity
Source: RefSeq, a predicted model, not a curated record
GCCAGUGAUUCAGCUCAAGGAUAAUCAAAAAUUGAGGCCUUUCUCCAUAAAAGUUUUUACCAAUGGAGAGCCUCUAAUUCCUUCAGUUAACGUCAAGAUUCCAAAAUAUGCACUGAAGUCAAUGGAAAGCGUUUUAGCCAUUGUUGCAGACGUCAUGUCCCUUCGUACUGGAGUGAAGAGUCUUUACACACUUGAUGGACAACCUGUUAAAUCUGUGACGGAGUUGAAGUUUGACGGCUGUUACGUUGCUGUUAGUAAGGGGAAGUUUAAACCUGUUCAGUACUUCAGCAAGAAAUGUGACUGGAACAAAUGUAAAGAGAAACAAUUUGUUCAAGCAGUACGUCAUAAAGAAGACAUUAAACCUGUUGUUCAGACCAAAACCGAGGCGACUGGUAAAAAUGAGAGAAAUCCAAAAAUAGAGUAUUUCACCAUCGAUGUUUUCACCAAUGGAGAGCCUCUAAUUCCUUCAGUGCCUGUAAAAAUUCCAAAGACGGCUCUGAAGUCAAUGGACAACGUCUGCAGCGUGGUGGGAUCCAUGAUGUGCUCUCAUGCUGGAGUGAAGAGGCUUUACACACUUGAUGGACAGCUUGUGAAAGAUCCACAAGACUUGAAGAACGAUGGAAAAUAUGUUGCUGUUACCAGUGGAAGGUUUAAACCUGCCGACUACUUCCAGCCAGUCCGAGUGCCCCUGAAGAAAAAGUGCAAAAAUAAAUGUAAAGAAACUCCACCUGCUGUUCAGGCGACACGUCACAAAAAACAAGUGGAUGACAAGAUCAAGGAGAAGAAGGAUGACAUUUGGAUACAUCCCCCAAGUUCCAAACUGUCCUCCCCCCAUCAGUCAGAUGUGGAGACGUCUUCACCUGCAUUGUCUAACAAAGAUGUUGCUGAAUCUGGUUGUCAAGAAGAACCUGACAUCCAAGAAUCAGAGCAAAGAAAGAAGAACAUUGUUAAACAGCAGAAGAUCUGCCCACCAACACAUUCAGAGAAGGUCAUCAUUCAGAUGCUGCAGCAAUGCUAUAAGGUUUAUGACCCAGAAAGUAGCAUCAUAUAUAAGGAGAGGACACAGACGUUGCUGAGCCAAAUUCAAGAUUACAUCAUGGACAACGAAUACGUCUUGUCAGAAUGCAUGUACCCAGAGAUCGUGAACAUGUGUUCUUCACACAUGUUCAGGGCGUUGAAUCGACCCUCCAAUCCUCCUGCUGCAGCGUUUGCUUCAGAUGAUGAAAAACCCAAGCUGGAUCCUGCAUGGCCACACAUUGAGCUGAUCUAUGAUUUUUUCAAGACGUUUUUAGAAGCUCCAAGCUUUCAGGCGGAGAUUGCUAAGAAAUACAUUGGCAAGGAAUUUGUCACACAGCUCUUACAACAGUUUGCCAGUGAAGAUCCCAGAGAGAGGACGUGCCUCACGGUUGUGUUCUGUUCAGUCUAUCUUGCGUUCGAAGACCUCCAAGAGUACAUGUUUCAUGGGAUUUGUGACAUUUUCUUUCGUAUCACCAAACAAAUAACGCCUCCAUUGUGUGAAGAUGACAGGAUUUUCUUCUGCGGGGUUUUAGUGCCCCUGCACAAACCAAAAACACUCUGGCUCUACCAUCAACAGCUCGUUGAGUGUAUCGUCCAGUUUUUGGAGAUGGAUGCAACUCUAACUGAGCCGCUGGUGCUCUAUCUGUUGAAGCACUGGCCAAAGACGUGCACAUGUAAAGAGCUGCUGUUCAUCAAAGAGCUGGCAAAAAUUCUCAAGUGCAUCUAUGUCUCUGAAUUCAAGUUGGUUCAGGAGCCUCUCUUCAAGCAGCUGGCCCGAUGCAUCUCCGGCUCAAAUCAUGUGGUGGCAAAGGCAGCGCUGCAGUUCUGCACAAAGGAGCAUAUCAUCAGUUUUAUCAGUGACAAUGCAGAGGAGAUCCUGCCCAUUGUGCUGCCUGCCCUGUACCAGUGUUCAAACAGCCAGCUAUAUGAGUCUGUCAAGCACAUCCUGACUGAUUAUCUGCCACAGCUGCUCAUGAUGAAUCCUGAGCUCUUUGCACACUGCAUAGAGCAGAUCCUGACUACAAGACGGAAAGAGCAGCUGAGGUCCAAAGCAAGUGAAAAGAUGUGGAUGAAGAUCGAGGCACUCGCUAAGUCCAAAACACAGCUACGGUGCAAAACCAAAGAACUCACAGCCACAGAAAAAGAAAGAAGAAAAGGUUAAACCGACUGAGGACCCAACUGUCCAUAAGAAGAAGAAGACUGUUGUGUUUGCUGACAGAGUGACACGGGUUCCUCCGG